CAUAACUGUGAACCGACCAACUAUAUUAUAUGCUAUUAUCUUUGUCUUUAGUCUGUGGUUUGUCGGUUGAAUCUUUUAAAAUAAAACUCAAAACAACAAAUAUGGCCAUCGGAGUUGAUAGUUCGAGAUGGAAACCUAGAAGAUUACAGGGUACACCUGCAGCUACAGUUAGAAACCUUGUAGGAAUAGGUAUUUUAAGCGUUGGAGUAGUUUGUGGACUGAUAUUUCAUAAUAUAGACGCUACAAAAAAUCUAAGAAAAGCUGUUGAAACCCUUUACGAAGACCCAAUAGAAGAAGUUGAAAGAAAACAAAUGAUUGCGGCAGGGUUACCAAAUCGAUCAGGAGAUCAAAUAAGGAAGGCUAUGAAAGAAGCUGAAAGGCCAGAUUUACCAUAUAAAUAACAUGAAUAUAAAUAAUUUUAGUCAUAGUGCAAGCACAUCUAAAACUCAAGUGACUAGUAAAUAUUUCUCAAAUGAAGCUGUACAGGAUGAAAGCCUAACUGAAUUUCAGGAGAAAAGAAAAAUUGUUGGCCCUAAAAAUCCUCAAAAGAAAGAAUCCAAGAGAAAAUGUCAAAAGCGUAUCAAGGGGCAGAAGGAUAUACGUACCCUUAUCAAGAAAAAAAACGAUUUAAUUGAGUAUUCUAAAAAUUUUAAUAAUAUAUGUAAAAAAUCUGGUGUAGACAUUGACUCUGAACAAUUGCAAUUAGCAAUUGCAUUAUCAAAGUCCUUACAUGAUUCUAAACAAUGUCCAAAUGAAACAGAUGUUACAAAAACUUUAACUUCUCGUGAGCAAUGUAAUAAAAUUAGAACCACACUUAAAGAAUAUGGUUUCCAAGUGCCAGAAGUGAAGGCUACUAAUUUGAAUAAAAUAAAACGAAAAAGAUAUAAUUUACUGACAACUUCAGAUGAAGAGAAACAACAGAUAAUAUCUGCAAAAUAUUUGCAAAUUCUUUCUUCAAAGAGUAACAAUGUAAUUAUUGAAAGUAAUUUACAAAAGGAGUCUAUUUUUUACAAAUCUACUUGUAUGUUAUUUGAAGAAAUGAGAAAUGAUGAUGUAUUUUAUGUGAAUGGUUUGGUUGAGAAAUCUUUAAACACAAUAUUUUUUUUAAGAGAUUGGUCAGACAUACCAGGCAGGUGUCAAAGUCCAGCGUUUGAAGGGCCUUAUAUUGGCUUUAAUGAUAUUAUAUGCUCACAAGAUGAACUGAAUAUAUUACUUAGUGGUUGUAUUGCUAUGGCUCAGAAUAUAUGUCAUGUAAAACUAAGAAAUUAUAGUUUCCAAACAGAGAUAUUAUGUCAUAAUACUUCUCAAGGAAGUGUUGAACAAGCAAUGUCAAGCAAAAUACUUUCUAAUGAAACUCUAUCAUUAUCAAUGUCUGAAAAAAUUAAUAAUUUGCAACAUAAUACGGAUAUUGAAAUAUUAAAUAAUGAUAAUGAAAAAAAUUAUAUAGUUAAUGAAACACUUUCACAACCGCUUUCAAUGGUGACUGAAUGCAUAGAUUCAGAAACUGAUUUAUAUCGUAAAUCUGUUGCAUUUUCAAAAAGCUUGAAUGAAACAACUGUUUCACACUACAGAUGUAAAUCACCCGAUUUGUUUGAUGAAGAAGUAUCAACUAUAUUGAAUAUGUCUUCUGAAUUAUCAAAACCUGAAGUUAAAUAUGAUACAAUAGAUCUUACACAAUGUGUGCCUAGUAAUAUGAAACCACAAAUUUCUAAUGUAUCAAAAAGACUUUCAAAUGAUGUUAUGGAACUAACAGAAUGUAUUGCGGGUGGUUUAAAUUGUGAGGAUAGAAUUGAUUUGACACAAGAAUUAAAUGACGAUGAUACCAUUGUCUAUGUAGAUGAGAAUGUAAAUUUCAGAAAAACUAUGGGUUCUUCAAAAAAAUUUGAAUGUGAUCAAAUUAUGGUUUUAGAUGAAAUCAAUACAGUUUCAAUAGUGCCUGAUUCAGUUGCAGAUGUCAUAAAAGAGAACAUACAAACAAUAGAUACCAUGAAUUUAACAGAAUCUUCUGAAUCAGGUGAUAGCUUGCCAGAUAUAAAUGUUGUAGGUGUAGAUAAAAAAGGUACAAUUAAAAACAUAAAUGAUACUUUGUAUGACAAAUUAGAAACUGAAGUACCUAAUUUUACUUCUAGAGACAAUGAAAGAAAUAUUCAAGAUAAUAGUACUAAUGAUAAUAUUCAUCUAACCCAAUCAAAAGAGUAUAAUGAUUGUAGUGUAAAUUCUGAUUUAAGUAAAAUGUAUAAUCUUGGCAAGAUAGAUAAUUUGUCUGUUGAUUAUGAUGACAUGUUUGAUCAGAUCAUUAAAAAUUCUACCAAUGUAUCCGAAUCAACUAAUAAUUCAAAAAAGUACAUUACUCAAAACAAAAACUCAAGUUUUUCGAACAGUGAAGAGCCCGCAAGUGAUUCGGAAUCUUGCAGAUUAUCAGAUCAAGAAUUAAACUAUUCUGUAAAUAUUGGUAUUGACAAUAGUAAAAAUAAUUUUGAAGACUUGCCUUCCAUUGAUAUGAAUUGUCAGAAGAAUUCAGUAGAGUGCAACAUUCUUACACCCGUCAAAGAAAAAAACUUUGAGAUUAUCAAAACACCUAGCAAUAAUGAAUACAUUAUUAAAACAGUUGAUGUGACACCUAUGCAAAAUUUUGAAGCAAUGUCAUCUCCAGAACGAAAUAAGGAACUUGAGAAAUACGGCUUGAAACCAUUUAAAAGGAAAAGAGCAAUACAACUACUGACAUACAUUUACAAUCAAACUCAUCCAGUAGUCGAGUCAUGUGAGGAUGGGUCUCCUACUAAAAAGCCAAAACUCAAUUCCCCUCAAAAGAUAACAGGAAAUUUGAGCCAGUCUCCUAGAAAGUCACAGAAAUCACCAAGAAAGACCAAUUUUUCUGUUAAAAAAUCACCUGCAGCAUCUCAAGAUUUAGGUGAUGAAGAAAAUAUUUUUAUCCAAACUGAUGAUACACCAGCGAUAAAGAAUAUUGCUUGUGAACCAGAGGAUUGGGUGUUUCAGAAGAGAGAGAAAGCUAAGGUACAUUCUUGUCGUGUUCCGUUACAUGUAGCAUUCCACAAUUAUGUAUCAUGUCGCCGACUGCUGAGGGAAGCUAUUUUAUGUUAUGAACCAAUCAAUAUAGAUAUAGUACACAAGGAUUUGGUUGCUGCUGGCUAUAGAUAUAAUCCCAAGGACCUGUUAAAAUUCAUGGAUAAGAAAUGUAUUACUGUGAAGACUGCCGAUAAUAAAAGAUGAUAGCUAGUUCUUUUUGCAAAAUUAUAUAACCCAUAGUAGAUUUAAUUGUAAAAAUAAGAAUUCUUAGGGUAGGUAGGUAGGACUAAGACUUAUUUUUGAACUUUUACAAGUAAUAGUUAAUUAAAUUAGGUGUUAGAAAAUUAUUGUUGUAUAAUUUAUAUAAAAUAAAUAAAAGAUUUUUUUUCGGACAAGAAGUUACUUGCUUCCCUGUUUCUGCCUUUUUUCCUUUUUCAAAAACUUCGGCUCCUCGUUUGUUCUUCUCUCCGUUCCUCUUUUUUGUUUUGAGCAGUGGUGAACAAACAUAAGCCCAUGCUUGGCAGUCAUAUGAAAUAUGUACUGGGAGGAUCCAUAUCUCAUAUAGAUUUUUCUUGAUCUAUAUCUCUGUUUCAUUCUCUUGUAGUACACAAUAUUUUUUUCACGCAUUUCCUAUUCUAGUGUCGACUUUAGAACUAAAGAAAAUCUAGAUCAGGGAUUCUUGGACAGAUCAAUUAAUUUGUAUUGUGUGUAAAUUGUAUUAUUAAAAUUACUAAAUGGCAGAAGUAGGUACAAUCGUGGAGAAAGUAUUAAAAUAAAUUGUACUUACGGGUAAUUUAUUAAAUGGUAAACUACCAAUAUGUUGUUUAUUUCUACAGUAACUGAGAAAUGAAAGUUUCAUUAAUACAAACAUUUAUAUGCAAAUAUUAUUUUAGAUAUAUAAUGUUUUACGAAUCAGUAGGGACAGCGUGUUACUGCUGUAGAUCAUAGCUGGGAUUGGAGACUUGUCCAAGCUAUAGAUAUACAAAUGAGGGUAUAAUGUCUUAAUAUGUGUCUAUCGUGUUUUUGACAUAACAUUUUUGUACUUUGUUUCGUGUGUAACAUCUUUUUAUGCUAAUAUUAAUACAGGUAAUAACAAUUAGCAACAAUACUUAGUGGUAAUGAUACAAACAAUAUUAAAAUCAGUAUUGGUAGGUGAUACGGGGUACGCUUACAGUUGACGGAAAUAAAAAAACUCUUAUAACAAUAAAAAUUUAUUUACAUUCCAUACAAUAGAUUUUCAUUAAGCAAUUGCUCUAUAAAAAUAGAUACAUCAAUUUAUUGCCAUUAAUUUUCGCAUUUAUAUGCUUCGAUUUAUGUGCUAUAGAAUAUUAACUGUCAUUUUUUAAGCAAGCCUGCUUGUUGUAUAACUUGUCUUGUUGCAUUGUUAAUGUGCCGAAAUCGGUCUGGACCUAAUUGUAUUCCACCAUACCUGAAGAACAAAUUUUGCAUUAAAUGUAUAAAGUAUAAACUUACUUUGCAGAAGUAUGUGGCUGUAUAUUUUUGGCUUGUUGCGCGUUGUAUAAUAUGAUCAGAUAACAUGAUACAAAUUGUUAAUACAUGUAGUACUUUAUGAUGAAUAAGGAUCUUAACCUUAGAUAACCUGACAAAAAUGUCAGUAUUUACUAGCUUUAACAAAUAAGUUUUAAAUAUAUACAAUGUUCAUGUAAUGACAAUGCUAUAAAAGAUACUUAGUAUUGUUGCAUCCCAACAAAACUGCCAGUUAAGAACAAAAGAUCUCAAUUUGUCGUAGAAAAAUAAACAUACUUACCACCUUGAUACCACUACAAGUGUAUUCUUCUGGUCUAGUAUCUGCAAUAAAUGCAGCAUUCUUCCCCCAGCAUGAGACUCCCCAUCAUCAUCACAAUCUUGAAGUAUUGUCGUGCCCUUAGCUGCUUGUCGCUCUAUUCUGUAUGCAUACAUAUUAUGUGUUGCAUUUUGAAUCUUUUUAUUUUGUUUUAACUUAAAGAGGACUGCCCUGGAAAGACAAAUAUAAAUCAGAAUUUUUCUAAAAUGUUGAUUUAAAAACAAGAAAUCUAUCAUUAUAUUUAAUAACAAUAUGAAUAAUAUAGGAGAGCUGUACACAUUUUUCUUCAUUACAUUAAAAAUAUCAAACACUUACGUAACAUCAUCCAAGCUGUGUACUUCAGCUGCAUGACCUUGAAAUGAGCUUUUCCUAUCAAUAAUGACUUCACCAUGUGUUAUAUCUGGGCAGUUUAUAUCCAGCUACAAUUGGAAAACAUUUAUAUUUUAGUAGACACAUAAAAACUAAAAAAAUCCAUAUUAUUAUUCACAAAUGAGAUUUGCUAUAAAAAAUAUUAUUUUAUGUAUCAUUGCAGAUAGUCAAUUUUAAUUUAUUUCCUAUAAGAUCAUUCUCUUACCACUGAUAAAAAUAAAUUUAUUAUUACAAUAGAACUGAAAAGGAUGUACAAAUUAAACAUAUAAAAACAUAUUCUAAAAAAAAACAUUCUUUGAUUAAGACAUGUUUUAGAAUGACAAAUAAAUUGAAAAUACCUGUGACAAAUCUAAUGUUUCUACAACAAUGGCCUUUUUUUUAUCUUCUUUCUGCGGCUUUAUUUUUUGUAAUGUUUCUCUUAUUUUUUCAACCCAUUGAAAUAUAACAGUUUCACCAAUAUUCUCU
This is a messenger RNA of Pieris napi, 5665 nucleotides long. RefSeq names its product structure-specific endonuclease subunit SLX4 (gene mus312). The transcript has 6 exons. Gene Ontology annotation, cellular component: Slx1-Slx4 complex; nucleus. Lineage: Eukaryota; Metazoa; Arthropoda; Insecta; Lepidoptera; Pieridae. The record is from RefSeq and is a predicted model, not a curated record. Gene Ontology annotation, biological process: DNA replication; meiotic DNA double-strand break processing; interstrand cross-link repair. Gene Ontology annotation, molecular function: enzyme binding. The coding region runs from base 403 to 3231 and encodes 942 amino acids.